AUGGGUAAUGAGUGCAUGUGGUGUGGGAAUUGUGGUGGCGGAAUGGGUAAAGAGUGCAUGUGGUGUGGGAAUUGUGGUGGCGGAAUGGGUAAUGAGUGCAUGUGGUGUGGGAAUUGUGGUGGCGGAAUGGGUAAUGAGUGCAUGUGGUGUGGGAAUUGUGGUGGCGGAAUGGGUAAUGAGUGCAUGUGGUGUGGGAAUUGUGGUGGCGGAAUGGGUAAUGAGUGCAUGUGGUGUGGGAAUUGUGGUGGCGGAAUGGGUAAUGAGUGCAUGUGGUGUGGGAAUUGUGGUGGCGGAAUGGGUAAUGAGUGCAUGUGGUGUGGGAAUUGUGGUGGCGGAAUGGGUAAUGAGUGCAUGUGGUGUGGGAAUUGUGGUGGCGGAAUGGGUAAUGAGUGCAUGUGGUGUGGGAAUUGUGGUGGCGGAAUGGGUAAUGAGUGCAUGUGGUGUGGGAAUUGUGGUGGCGGAAUGGGUAAUGAGUGCAUGUGGUGUGGGGAUUGUGGUGGCGGAAUGGAUAAUGAGUGCAUGUGGUGUGGGGAUUGUGGUGGAAUGGAUAUUAUUGGAAGAAUUUUAGAAAAAGAUGGACCUGCAUCAACAGUCCGGAGAAAUGAUCAUCUUGGAUCGACUGCAAGAUCUUGA
Argiope bruennichi is the source of this 633-nucleotide messenger RNA. Its product is annotated as keratin-associated protein 5-10-like. The record is from RefSeq and is a predicted model, not a curated record. The coding region runs from base 1 to 633 and encodes 210 amino acids. NCBI's taxonomy places the organism in Eukaryota, Metazoa, Arthropoda, Arachnida, Araneae, Araneidae. The transcript is spliced from 2 exons.